Messenger RNA from Closterium sp. NIES-65, 1278 nucleotides. Lineage: Eukaryota; Viridiplantae; Streptophyta; Zygnematophyceae; Desmidiales; Closteriaceae. The record is from the annotation of a GenBank genome assembly.
AUGCCCGUCUUGUUCCUUCAUCCUCCCUCGCCGCCUCCCUUCCCUUCAGUCCUCGCGGAAGCCGCCGGCAAGACCCGGUCGCAGGCGACAACAGGCGAGGCGAGGGGCAAGGGUGCUAGGGCCAAGGCAGGGGAGGCGAGGGACAAGGCUGUUCCAACCAACAAGCGGGCGGACAGCUCCGGUGCGAGCGGAUCAACUCCGUCUGGAAAGAAACCUGCCCGCUCGCAGCAGGCGGCAGUGCAGGCGGCUGGCAGCAAGCGACAGGGGCAGCAGCAGACGAUGGGCGUGAAGCAGCACAAGUCGUUUGAUGGUCACGUGGCGGCGAACGGAACUCGUGUGGCGGGAGGGAAGGGGCACGUGAAUGGCACGAGGCACGUGAAUGGCACGAGGCACGUGAAUGGCACGAGGCAUGUGAAUGGCACGAGGCAUGUGAAUGGCACGAGGCACGUAAAUGGCACGAGGCACGUGAAUGGCACGAGGCCGAAGCGGGGUGCUGCAGCUGGUGGUGGUGUUGGUGGUGGUGGGAUGCGCAAGGAGGGCGGCGGUGCUGGUGGUGGGCGUGGCGGGCGAGGAGGCAGCGUGAUUGGUGUGGUGGGCGCGCGGAUGAGUGGCGAGCAGAUGGUGGGGUCAGCAGGCAUGGCCAAUGCCACGGGCCGCCUGGAGCUGAAGCUUGUCAACCCUCCUCUCUCUGCUCUUGCAACGCCUUCCUCUGCUGUCCACACUCCAUCUCAGCCCUCCUGGUUUGGCCCUUCCUCCUCUCCUCACACCAACUCCUUCUCCGCCUUGCCCUCCCCUUCCUCCUGUGCUGACCCUCCUGUGUUGACCCUCUCUCUUCUCUCCUCACCCCCCUUCCCCCUCCCCUUCCUCCCCAGGACGGCCACUGGCAUGGACGUGCACUACUCGCUCUCUCUCGCGCACCUCUCCUCCCCCUCCCCUCCCACCGCCGCCUCCAUCCACACAGGCUCCGCCGCCUCCCCCUCUGCCCUCCUCCUCCUCGCCUUCCCCGCCUCCGCCUGGACCAACACCACCCGCCCCUUCCAUCGCGCCUCCAACGCCACCGCUGCUGCCCCCCCUGCGGCUGCGCGCUUCAGCUACGGCGCCAGGGGCGUGUGGGGCAACGCGUCGUCCCUCUCCGCCGCUCCGGGCGGCUCUGUGGCUGCGGCUGUGAGCACCAUUCUCGCUGCCCCCGCCUCCUUCCACGCUCUCAUCGCCACCUCCGCGUUCCCCCAGGGGGCUGUGCGCGGCCAGAUGGCCAACAUGACCCGCGGGGGGAAGUAG